Molecule: messenger RNA, 539 nt
Organism: Monopterus albus (swamp eel)
Lineage: Eukaryota; Metazoa; Chordata; Actinopteri; Synbranchiformes; Synbranchidae
Product: claudin-10-like
Exons: 4
Cellular component (GO): membrane; bicellular tight junction
Molecular function (GO): structural molecule activity
Source: RefSeq, a predicted model, not a curated record
UGUACCUACAUGUCUGCAGAGCUCUCACGGUCUGCUCCGUCAUCACCGGCUUCUUUGGAGGUGUCCUCACACUCAUAGGGAUGAAAUGCACUAAAAUAGGCGGGUCAGAGACUGCCAGUGCAAGAGUGACCUUUGCAGCUGGUAUAACCUACCUGGUUUCAGCAUUCUGUGGAAUGAUUACCUACACAUGGUGGGCCAACAGAUCCAUAUCAGACUUUCUGAACCCAGCUUACCUGCAAUUGAAGUAUGAACUUGGAGCUGCGAUUUUCAUUGGCUGGGGAGGCUCGUUCCUUCUCCUCUUUGGAGGGAUGGUACUGAGUUACUUCUCUGGAAAAGAAUGUUUCCAGUCGAGUUCCCUGAAAAGGCCUCUGAGACCAUUCACUUAUGCCACCGCCCAGACCAGACGCACCUACAUGAUGCCACCCUCAUCGUCCAGAGCGACUCUGAUGCCACCGCUGUUGUAUGAAGGCAGGCGGAGUCGAGCAGCCGGAGCGACGACAAGGACUGGUCAGACCUUGAACAGGGACACCUUUGUCUGA